CGCCCCCGACAGGAUUCUUCCUCUUCUCACGUUUUCACAGUCAAUUCCGAGUCACGAGUAGUUUCCGUCUCCUGUUGUGUGUUCUCUCCCUAAAACACAACCGAAUCGACACGGCACGGCAGGUGGUACGUGUCAAAGUAACAUCCGCAUGAAUGCCAGGACCCAAGGUUUCCCAGCAGAACAUUGAGUGUCACACUCCCUCCGCCAGCUUACCUUCUUCCCAUAGUGCAUCCUGGUGCCAUCUCUUAACCAGAUUACAGGGCCCUCCACAAUUAUUGGAACGUCGUGAAAAUAAGCAAAAAUUUUCAAAGAUUAUAUGCAGUAUGGGCACCACUGCACACUGGACAUGUCGUCUUAUCUUUCUCUGCACUUUUUUAACAUGUCCCAUCGUGAGCUGUCCACUUAAGCUGUUACCCGAGUCUCCAUUCUUCACAGUAUGGAAUGCUCCUACUGCAAAAUGUGCAGCUCAGUAUGGCGUUGAUCUGGACUUGAGCAUUUUUGAUAUCAUCCACAACCGGAACCAGAGCUUUAAUGGCAGUAACAUCAUCAUCUUCUACUCAGACAAGCUGGGCUUCUAUCCUCACUACACUGACAAAAAUGAAUCCGUAUAUGGAGGUGUCCCUCAGAACUUCAGCCUGCAUGAUCACCUCUCGCAAGCCUGGGCCGAUCUGCAAAAUAUGAUGCCAGAUAAAGCCUUCAGUGGCCUGGCUGUAGUGGACUGGGAGAGAUGGAGACCACUGUGGGAACGCAACUGGAACAGUAAGGAGGUAUACCAGCAAGGCUCUAGAGCACUGGUGAGAGCUAAACACCCUGACUGGAAACCAGCGCAGAUAGAAGCCAAGGCCAAGGAAGACUUUGAAGCUGCAGCACAGGCCUUCAUGGAGCAGACGAUAAAGCUCGGACGAGAUGAACGACCAGGAGGAUUAUGGGGUUUCUACGGCUUUCCCUGCUGCUACAACUACCAGUACAAAAAAAAUGAGACCUACACAGGGGAGUGUCCAACGCUAGACAUGAAGAGGAACAACAAGUUAUCUUGGUUGUGGAAUGUAAGCACUGCUCUGUAUCCUGAUAUUUACCUGGAUCUGAGCCUCAAGGGUCAUGACCGAGACAUUGUACUGUAUGCCCAACAUCGAAUUAUGGAGGGCAUGAGAGUGAGAGAGCAAGUCUCACCUACUCAACCAGUUGUCAUCCCUUAUGCCCGUAUCGUGUAUACCUACUCGAUGACAUUCCUCUCGCAGGAGGAUCUGGUUCAUACUAUUGGAGAGAGUGUCGCAUUAGGGGCUGCAGGAGUUGUGCUAUGGGGAGAUGCGAUAUACUCCACAAACAAGAGCACAUGCCUGGCAGUGAAAAAUUAUCUGGAUGAGACUCUGGGCCAAUAUUUGGUGAACGUGACCGAAGCAGCGGUUCUCUGCAGCAAGAAACUGUGUUCGUUUAACGGCCGAUGUGUGCGGAGAGACCCAGGUUCUUCAGCCUACCUCCAUCUUGACCCAGCGGUAUGGACCAUCAUCCACAGAGCUAGGCUUCCUGACCUGAACACCAACAGUCCUCCAUAUGUAAUACAAAUGAAUAAGGAGGAGCAGUAUCAUUUUACAAAACCAUUUAAGUGCCAGUGUUAUCCAGGCUGGGGAGGCAAACGCUGUGAGCAACAGGAUCCUAAGCCUGGACAGAGAAAGUAAGUGUCUAGAACUUAAUAAAACUUAAGACUGGAGGAAUUUUAGUUUGAGCAGUCAGUUCUGGCAAAUCCUGUACAGACAGACACUCUCUAAGACGCCCAAUUUACUGUAAAAUCUUAAAUAUUACAAAAUGAGAAACAUACCUUAGCAUUACCAUAACCAUUUAAAGCUAAAAUGAACCUCACUUGGCAUGAAAUUAACAGACAUUAACGGGUAUUUACAAUCACAUUAUUUGGACUGUUACUGUAUAUUUUAACUACGUUGAUGUCUAGAAGUCUGCUGUAAUACGUGUUUGAGAAUGCUGCUAUUUUAAACCUUUAAACAAGUAAGUUUAACUUGUGCUAAUUAUUUAUAAGGUGUAGAAAGAAAAAAGCAAACGAUUAAAGCAACUCGUAUUGUCUUUUGUGGAUUUAUGGAUGUGGCUCUCUUGUGUAAAUACGUAGUACAAAUUUAAACAGAAUACAAUUCUUUAAAUAGUUUGUUUUCUCACUACCACUGUUAUAUUAAUUAUUUCAGAAUGAACAGCAUUCCUUGUCUGUUGUGUAUAUAUAUUGAUUUGUUAUAGGAUAUGUAUCAUAAUGCAGGUCUUUGUGAAUUUAGACCACCCUCUUCUGGGGUUUUUUUGUACUGCAGACAUAUCUGAGGCUAUAGUCCUGGCUUGCCACUAGAUAGCAGUAAAGGUACAUUAAAACAGUUUGCAUAGACAGUCGCACAUGUAUUUCUUGCUGUACCUGUGUACGUUAAGUAAGAUCCGUGCUAAAAUAAAUGACUACUUUUGAGUGCUGCAGAAA
This is a messenger RNA of Ictalurus punctatus (channel catfish), 2464 nucleotides long. RefSeq names its product hyaluronidase 1 (gene hyal1). Bases 153 to 1676 code for a protein of 507 amino acids. Gene Ontology annotation, molecular function: hyalurononglucosaminidase activity. The record is from RefSeq and is a predicted model, not a curated record. Lineage: Eukaryota; Metazoa; Chordata; Actinopteri; Siluriformes; Ictaluridae. Gene Ontology annotation, biological process: hyaluronan catabolic process; carbohydrate metabolic process. The transcript has 6 exons.